Molecule: messenger RNA, 345 nt
Organism: Brenthis ino (lesser marbled fritillary)
Lineage: Eukaryota; Metazoa; Arthropoda; Insecta; Lepidoptera; Nymphalidae
Source: the annotation of a GenBank genome assembly
AUGGUAACUGGAGAGGUACGCUCUUCGGAGUUCGGACGUUUGCGGCGUCGUCGACGACGUGCGCGGCGGCCGCGGCGAGAUCAAAGCGCGUGGCCGCGAGGGUCGACGCACGCGGCUCUCGAUUCUCGAUCGUCCCUCUCCCCUCACCCCCGCCUCACCCCCGGCUCACGUCCACACAACAAUAUCUACGGUAACUACGGUUCGAUUCGUUCCCUUGCCUCGACCCGGCCGAUCGGCGUCGGCGCGCGCAAAAUACUCUCAAAGAAAACCUAUACUUCAUUGAACCGGUUAUUGUUUACAAACGACCAUCCCAUAAUGGCAGUAAAUUACUCGGACGAUAUAUCC